Apis laboriosa (Himalayan honeybee) is the source of this 850-nucleotide messenger RNA. RefSeq names its product elongin-B (gene EloB). The transcript has 3 exons. Gene Ontology annotation, cellular component: VCB complex; elongin complex. Gene Ontology annotation, biological process: transcription elongation by RNA polymerase II. Gene Ontology annotation, molecular function: protein binding. NCBI's taxonomy places the organism in Eukaryota, Metazoa, Arthropoda, Insecta, Hymenoptera, Apidae. Bases 137 to 490 code for a protein of 117 amino acids. The record is from RefSeq and is a predicted model, not a curated record.
CGUGAGUGUCUACCUUAUUUUAACUUUUUGCCUUUAACCUGACGAACUACAAGUAAACAAUAAUCAACAAAGGAGCAUUGCACAAGAUCUAUAUAUUAAUUGUUCUUGUCAGUUUAAGUAUAUAGGUAAAUUCAUAAUGGAUGUAUUUCUAAUGAUUCGACGAAAAAAUAUGACAAUAUUUACUGACGCUAAGGAUAAUACUACAGUUCUUGAACUUAAAAAAAUUAUAGAAGGUAUAUUGAAAAUAUCACCUGUGAAUCAACAGCUGUUCAACAAGGAUAAUGUUCUUAUGUCAGAUAGUAAAUUUUUAUCUGAUUAUGGAUUAACAUCAGCAACUGCAAAACCACAAUGUCCUGCAUUAGUAGGAUUAGCUAUACGUCAAGAUAAUGGUCAAUUCGAACCUUUAGAGAUGACACCAUUUUCAUUACCACCUGAUUUACCAGAUGUUAUGAAAUCUCAAGAAACUAAUGGACAAGAACAAUCACCUUGAAACAUUGUGAAACAACUGAUGAUAAAGUGUUGAAUUCAAUACAAUUUUAUAAUUGUCAAAUAUUUCCAAAAAGGCUAACAGCUUAAGCAAACAUGAUGUGAAUAUUAGGUACAUACAAGUUUAUACGAAUAUUAAAAGUGUCUUGAGGCUUUUUAACUUCUGUAGGUAAGACUAUUGUUAACUUUUUGGUUAAUUAAUUUUUUUUAUUUUUGUUGUUUUUUGUGAAUAAUGAUCAAGUAUUAUUUGUACUUGACCAUUUGACUGAAAAAAAUAAUAAAAUAUAAAAUUUAUAAUACAGUACAUCAUCCAAGUUUAUUGUAAUCUUUUAUAGAUAUAAAAAUAUAUCAACACUUUGUUAUU